Molecule: messenger RNA, 1539 nt
Organism: Colletotrichum siamense
Lineage: Eukaryota; Fungi; Ascomycota; Sordariomycetes; Glomerellales; Glomerellaceae
Gene: MT1
Product: Sphingolipid C9-methyltransferase 1
Exons: 2
Coding region: 1-1539 (512 amino acids)
Biological process (GO): cellular response to biotic stimulus
Source: RefSeq, a predicted model, not a curated record
AUGGCGUCCGAGAAGCUCAAGGGCGACCAGCUCGAGGGCGACAUCACCUUCAUCAAGACCCCUCCCCAACCCCCCGCCAAGUUCAGCACCACCGAGGACUGCGGUGUCAAGACCACAGACUACCCCGCCAUCUACAAUGCGCCACUUCCUGCUGAGGGCCCCGGCCACGAGUCCUUCUCGAACUGGGUGCUCGGAGCUCUCGUCUUCGGCGUACCUUGGUGGCUCACCCGCUCCGUUGGCGGCGGCUGGAAGACCUACACCUUCUUCCUCCUGCUCUGCUUCUUCCCGGCCCUGAUCGUCGUCUGGACCAUCGCCUCCACCUACUCCCCGCGCAUCAACGACAAGGCCAAGCUGCCCGGCCGCCCCGUCGAGCACUACAUCACCUUCAAGAAGGAGGCCGACAAGCAGCGAUGGAGCGGUCGCAACAAGAUCCCCAUCAAGACCUUCUACGAAAUGUACUUUGACGGCGACGUCGAGUUCAACGGCGACUGCCUCGAGAUCAUGGAGUACCGCCACGACUGGUGCACCUUCCAGUUCACUUGGGCCGUCCUCAAGUUCAUCCUCUUCACCUUCUUCCGCGACGUCGCCUUCCACUCCCGCGAGCAGGACGAGGAGCAGGUCCGUCCCACCUACGACUCCGGCAACGACCACUACGCCUGGUUCCUCGGCCCCCGCAUGAUCUACACCUCGGGCGUCUUCUCCGACAUCACCCGCGAGGAGACCCUCGAGGAGAUGCAGGACAACAAGAUGGCCAUCGUCUGCGAGAAGAUCGACCUCAAGGAGGGCGAGACCAUGCUCGACAUCGGCUGCGGCUGGGGAACCCUUGCCCGCUUCGCCUCCGUCAACUACGGCGCCCACGUCACCGGAGCCACCCUUGCCCGCAACCAGGCCGCCUGGGGCAACGACGCCCUCCGCCGCGCCGGCAUCCCCGAGACCCAGUCCCAGCUCCUCGUCUCCGACUACCGCGACAUCCCCAAGAAGAAGUUCAACAAGAUCACCCAGCUCGAGAUGGGCGAGCACGUCGGCAUCAAGCGCCUCACCGGUUUCUUCCGCCAGUGCUACGACAUGCUCGAGGAUGACGGUGCCAUGUACGUCCAGCUCUCCGGCCUCCGCAGACCCUGGCAGUAUGAGGACCUCAUCUGGGGCACCUUCCUCAACAAGUACAUCUUCCCCGGCGCCGACGCUUCCACCCCUCUCUGGUACUACAUCUCUUGCCUCGAGAAGGCCGGCUGGGAGAUCAAGAGCGUCGACACCGUCGGUGUUCACUACUCCGGCACCCUCUGGCGCUGGUACCGCAACUGGCUCGGCAACGCCAACGCCAUCACCGCCAAGUACGGUCAGCGCUGGUACCGCAUCUGGGAGCUCUUCCUCGCCUGGUCCGUCAUCGCCUCGCGCCAGGGCUCCGCCACCUGCUUCCAGAUGGUCGCCGUCAAGAACCUCAACGCCGUCCACCGUAUCGACGGCUUCGCCUCCCAGUUUGGCCUCUCCGGCGCUCUCGCCGCCGCCAAGGCCAAGGGCAAGGCCAUUCUCAAGCAAUAA